Arachis duranensis is the source of this 1978-nucleotide messenger RNA. RefSeq names its product cyclin-SDS. Bases 1 to 1629 code for a protein of 542 amino acids. The record is from RefSeq and is a predicted model, not a curated record. Lineage: Eukaryota; Viridiplantae; Streptophyta; Magnoliopsida; Fabales; Fabaceae. Gene Ontology annotation, molecular function: cyclin-dependent protein serine/threonine kinase regulator activity. Gene Ontology annotation, cellular component: cyclin-dependent protein kinase holoenzyme complex; nucleus; cytoplasm. Gene Ontology annotation, biological process: regulation of cyclin-dependent protein serine/threonine kinase activity; mitotic cell cycle phase transition. The transcript has 8 exons.
AUGACAACCACACUCAGAAGAUCGAAGCGUAAGCAUAAUCUUGAGCCAGCACCAAAAAUCACUGGAAAGAAGCUUCGGUCAAACCUCCCUCGCCGGCGACGGUGCCAGAUCUCACCGGUGGUUAUUGUUUCCACUAGAUUCAAUGCUUCCAGAGAAAAUCCUCAUUUCUCUGGAAAAUCAAUGGAUUCUGAUUCUUGCUCUGACGACUUUGCCGGCGGCGAAGCUUCGUGUAACUCGAGCAGAGCUUCCGCUGUUUUCGCCGGAAAUGGAGGUUGCUCCAAAUCGAGCGAGAAAUUGCAAUGCGAAAUAUCGAGAAAUCGAAGAUUCGGGAAGCAAAAUGAAAGUGAAGUGUCGGAGUCUUCGUGUGUGGACUCCAAUGACAGAGUUCGCGAACGGAGCAGGAGCUUGAUUCUGAAGUUCAGAAGCGAAAAGGAGAGACGAAACGAUGAAUUCUCCGAAGCAUGCACGAAAUCUGAGAUCACUUGCGAGGAUGCAAAGUCCGAAUUCUCUCAAGGUUCGAGAAACCACCGCGAGGAUGAUAGUAACUCUGUUGAUUUGAUAGCAAAAUCGAAGAUCAAUCAAAGUACGAAUAGCUCCGAUCUCAAUUGCACGGAGCAAUUGCGAUUCUCAUAUUCCAACGAAGACGAAGAUGACGAAGACGAUGAGUCAGAGUACUAUCCGAGUCAGGGAACUGUGCUCUCUGAUCUUCGCUCAGAGAUGUUCAGCUUCCCUGAGUGUUCGGAACUUGAGCUUUCUGAUUACACUCCGUCGCUAUUCAUUGAUUCAGGAAGCCAAUUCUCGCAGGGAUCCGUUGGUGAAACUCCUUCUCCAACUCACUCGUUAUUUCUUCAGUUCCGUAACGAGUUCACCACGCUAAUUAUAACUUCUCCAUUCAACAAUAAUUCUUCCAGCUUUGUGAAGUUCGAUGAUUUGGACGAAGAAGAAAGCUACCUGAUGCUGAGAGAGAGGGAGAGGAAGCAAGUUCUUCUGUGGAAUUAUACAGAUAGCUAUUUUUCUACCACUGAAUUCGGGGACCUCGUGAUUCAGCAACGCUCUCAAAUGGUACACUGGAUCGUUGAGCAAUCUUAUCGAAAACAGCUUCGGCAAGAGACGAUGUUUCUUGGAGUCAGCCUCCUUGACCGUUUCUUAAGCAAAGGAUAUUUUAAAGUCAAGAGAAACCUUCAGAUUGUUGGGAUCGCUUGCCUCACGUUAGCCACGAGGAUUGAAGAAAACCAGCAAUAUAGCAGAGUGGAGCAAAAGAAUUUUUAUAUUGGAAGUAAUGUGUACAGUAGAUGCGAGGUGGUUGCUAUGGAAUGGGUGGUGCAGGAAGUGCUUAAGUUCCAGUGUUUCAUUCCGACCAUCUACAAUUUCUUGUGGUUCUACUUAAAAGCUGCUAAAGCUAAUGCAGCUGUGGAGAGGAGGGUCAAGUCGCUGGCAGUUCUGGUACUAUCAGCUGAGGAGCAGCUAUGCUACUGGCCCUCAACAGUUGCUGCAGCAAUUGUAAUCCUGGCUUGUCUCGAAGUGGAUCAAAAUGCCUUCCACACAGUCAUAGGGAUCCACGUAAGAUCAAAAGAUGAGAAUUUGCACGAAUGCAUGCAGAGCCUACAGUGGUUAAUACGCUAUCUAUGACAACAUUCUAACUGGCAUGGAGCAACAUCUGCUGAACAAUUCAGUUUUUUACGAUUGUUCCCUACCCAUCUGAAGAAAAAUGGCAUUCAGAUACCGGGUUGAUUCUUAAUCAGUAUUAAAUAAAUUCAUUUGUAUCCCUACCUGAGAGGAAGGGAACUCCAUUAUUUUUCCCAUGUAACUAUAUUGAUUGUUCAAAAGUGCUAAUAGGUGUAAUGACAAAUCAUACACACAUUUUUUUUAAGCUGUGAAAACCUAGCAACGGGAGAGAAUACCCUGCUCCUAACUAUUGAUGGCUUAAAAGAUAUAUUACAGUUAUACAGAAGUUUAUCUCCUUGCAUUAUAGAACCAA